Messenger RNA from Macrosiphum euphorbiae (potato aphid), 1113 nucleotides. The record is from the annotation of a GenBank genome assembly. NCBI's taxonomy places the organism in Eukaryota, Metazoa, Arthropoda, Insecta, Hemiptera, Aphididae.
AUGAGUUCAAAGUUCAUCAUCGACAGCAUGCUACCCAAGUACCACCAGCAGUACCACCACCAGCUCCUGAACCCCGUGAUCACGUCCGGCGGCGGGCUGGACUCGUCAGCCGUCAACUACAGCUUGACGCCCAACAACUCGUCGUCAAGCAGCGCGGGUGGCUCACCGCCGUCCACGUCGUCGCUGGUCUCGCCGGCCGCCGGCCGCAUGUACCCAGCGUACGCCGUCCACCAUCACCAACAGCAGUUCGGCUCCGGCGCCGGUUCCAUGGCGUUCACGUCACCCGGCUCGGCCGCCCUGGCCGCAGCCGUCCAGGACGCCGCGGACAAGACGUCGUCGUCUUGCCGGUACGGCGGUGGAGUCGGUGGCGUGAGCGUCGGGGGAGUGUCCGCGGCCGACACGAUGGUCAACAGCUAUGCCGCCCUGCACCAUCACCACAACCAGAACGGUGCCGGUGGAACCGGUGCCGUGUCGUCCAUGGCCGCGGCCGCUCAGUUCUACCACCAGGCGGCCGCCGCGUCCGCCGUGGCCGCUGACCCGCUCAACUCCGCGUGCGCUGGACAGCCCGGAGCUCCUGGACCGCAACCCAUGCCUGACAUACCCCGGUACCCGUGGAUGUCCAUUACAGAUUGGAUGAGUCCGUUCGACAGAGUCGUUUGUGGUCCGAACGGAUGUCCGCGUCGUCGCGGUCGGCAGACGUAUACCAGAUUCCAGACUCUGGAGCUGGAAAAGGAGUUCCAUUUCAACCACUACCUGACCCGGAGGCGGAGGAUCGAGAUCGCGCACGCCCUGUGCCUGACCGAGCGUCAGAUCAAGAUUUGGUUCCAGAACAGACGGAUGAAACUCAAGAAGGAGCUGCGGGCCGUCAAGGAGAUCAACGAGCAGGCCCGCCGGGAACGGGACGAGCAGGCUAAAAAGCAGGAUCACACGAAAAUGGACGUGGGAGGUGGCGGUGGCGGGAUGCACCAGCAGCAACAGCAACAGCAACAGCAGCAACAGCAGCAGCAGCAGCAGCAGCAAAUGUCGCACCAUCAGAUGUCGCACGAACAGCACAAGCUGCAGAUGGGCGGCCUGGACAAGGGGUCCGCCGACAUGCUCAAGGCCAAAACGUAA